AUGGACAGAGCAGACUUACUUGUUGAUCUACUUGAAGAGGAUGAGAGACAAAAGAGGAAGAAGACGAAGGACAUUUUUGACAAUGAUUUUGAUGAUGAUUCAAGCAAUGAUUCUACUGAUGAUUUAAGUGAUGAUUCGGACCAGAGCACCACCCUCUCUACUGAUGAUGAAGAUGAUGAUGCUGAUUUCUUUAUGCUUGAUGCUAAUGAUGAUGAUUUCUUCGAUGAUGAUCCACCCUCCCCAAUGUCUAAUGAUGAAGAUGAUGAUCAUAAAAUGGGAUGA
This is a messenger RNA of Punica granatum (pomegranate), 282 nucleotides long. Lineage: Eukaryota; Viridiplantae; Streptophyta; Magnoliopsida; Myrtales; Lythraceae. The record is from RefSeq and is a predicted model, not a curated record.